GCCGUUGCGGUGCCCGUCCGCCCGCCUCUCUUCCGCAGUGAGAGCGGGCGGUGGGGCCCGGCCUGGUCCGGAGUUCCUCCCGCGGCCCCGGGGGCGUUUGCGGGCCGUGGGGCACUGCGGAGCCAGGGGUCUGCGUAGGGCCGGCUGCCCUCGCUCGGCACGUCGAUCCGGGGCGACGAGGGGGCAGGCGGCCGAAAAAUGGAUGAUGAUGAUGAUGACGUUCCCCAGCUUUCAUCCCACACAUUGGCUGCCCUCCAGGAGUUCUAUUUGGAACAGCAGCAGAGAGAGGGCAUGAAGACCUCCCAAGGGUUUAAUCAAUAUUCUGUUGGCUCAAUAGAAGAAGACUGGCAACUGAGCCAGUUUUGGUACAGUGAUGAGACUGCAUCAUGCCUGGCUAAUGAAGCGAUUGUGGCAGCUGGAAAAGGUGGCAGGAUAGCCUGUGUCAGUGCACCAAGUGUGUACCAGAAGCUGAAAGAACAGGACGGCACAGAUUUUUCUGUGUGUAUCCUGGAGUAUGACAGAAGGUUUUCUGUGUACGGAGAAGAAUUUAUCUUCUAUGAUUACAACAAGCCUUUGAACUUACCUGAAAAUCUCCUGCCGCACAGUUUUGACAUUGUAGUAGCAGAUCCACCCUAUCUGUCCGAGGAAUGUCUUCAAAAAACUGCAGAGACCAUCAAAUACUUAACAAAAGGAAAGAUUCUGCUUUGCACAGGUGCAAUCAUGGAGGAACAGGCAGCACAGCAUCUUGGUGUGAAGAUAUGCAAGUUUAUUCCAAAACACUCUCGAAAUUUAGCUAAUGAAUUUCGAUGCUAUGUGAACUAUGCUUCUGGACUGGACUGAUUCUCAGGAGAAGAUCUAAAACUUUCUCAGAAGAUCUGCAACUUUCUCAAUCAAGUUACUUUGUAUUUUUUUUCUCAGUGACUCCACAGUGCUGAAACAUUCAGCUCCGAGCAGUAUUUUCUGGGCUAGACUUAAUCAACGCAGGGCGAUUGUCUUUCUCUUUUAAAUGUGUAAGCAUUUGCAAGUGUCGUUUACCUAACUUGUUAGGUAAGCAGGGACCCAAACAAAGUAGGUUCUGGAUAACGGGAACUUCUUUGUUAGAGUUCCUUUCCAACCAGUAGUUGUUACCAUUGAAGUACUUUCCAGUGACCUCUCUGAAUUGAUUUCAGCUGCUUGGCCUCUAACACCACUUAGGUGCUUGCCUCACAGACAUCAGAACUGUCAGCUGUGUGUCAGUCAUGUGUCAACCCGAUGACUGAAAGAGCAUGAAUAUUGGUCUCCUUUCACCUUUGAGAGCUGUUUGUUCUGAACACAACGUGUUUUCAGAUUCAUUAUCCAGCAGGCUGAUAUAUUUAUAAGAAUAACUAAAGAGAAAACACAUCUCCUGCGUAGGUCUCUUCAGUUGCUUUGUAUAAUAAUCAAAGAUUUGCCAAGUAAGAUAAGACCUACUAUCUGUUAGUGUUGCUAUAGUGGCUUGAAAAAAAAAUAGUGUGGUGAUUGUUUCACCUUUUAUAAAGGUUUUUCAAAAACCCAGACUUUGUUUUUGUAGAUCUAUUUUGUCUUCAAUGAUCACCAUGUAAACUUGUGUAUGUGUGCCAUACUUGAAAAAAGUAAUGUGUUAAACAUCUCUUUGCAGAGGUACGGUGCAUUUAUUUUGCAAUACAGAAUAAACACGAGCAACAAAAACUGAUGAACUUUAAAAACAAAUAAAAACCCAGCUAGACUUUCUAGCUAAGCGUA
Numida meleagris (helmeted guineafowl) is the source of this 1740-nucleotide messenger RNA. RefSeq names its product EEF1A lysine methyltransferase 1 (gene EEF1AKMT1). The record is from RefSeq and is a predicted model, not a curated record. Gene Ontology annotation, biological process: methylation. The transcript has 5 exons. The coding region runs from base 199 to 840 and encodes 213 amino acids. Lineage: Eukaryota; Metazoa; Chordata; Aves; Galliformes; Numididae. Gene Ontology annotation, molecular function: nucleic acid binding; protein-lysine N-methyltransferase activity.